Messenger RNA from Paramormyrops kingsleyae, 2672 nucleotides. RefSeq names its product RNA-binding Raly-like protein. Gene Ontology annotation, cellular component: nucleus. Gene Ontology annotation, molecular function: RNA binding. The record is from RefSeq and is a predicted model, not a curated record. Lineage: Eukaryota; Metazoa; Chordata; Actinopteri; Osteoglossiformes; Mormyridae.
GACAUUGAAGUGGUUGUUUUUAGCGUUUUUUAAUCCAGGCUCCAAGUUUUUAGCUUGCAGUGAUGCUGAAUCGCGGGUGCUGAUAUCGGGGUAGCGUCCGUCGCUGGAAAAAAAUGCGCGUUUGCAGCCUUGUAAAGAAUAAUGCAACUGGUUUUUAUGCAAGCGGGUGGCAGUUUGAUAUUUUUAAAGCAUGUCUACUUGUGGGGUUUUUACAUAUUUUUCUUUUACGUUUUCUGUCGUUCUGACUUUUGCUGUGGCUGUGCUUUGCUUUGUAUUUUACAGUGUUGUUUCUCAGAGUUUUGUGAUUUUGCGAGUCCCUGCUUUUAAUUUUACUUGUUUUCUUUAAGAGAAUCCUUUUCAAACCUGGUGAUAUUUUAACAUGAAACUUUUCUUCAGGGUUAUUCGCACCAAAAGUUGUUUCUUUUUGUUUUUUCUUUUGCCUUUCAUUUUUCUAUUGACUAUACUUUUGCAGAUUUGAGUAUCGAAUAUUUUUGGAUGUUAUAAUUUUUUUCGAAUUAGUUGUUGCAAGUCGGUGGCGGAGAAGUGAUCUUGGGGGAAAAUCGUUGUGUUUUUGGUGUCCUUAUCAAAGAAGAUGAACGACCAGUUUCCCUUUGCAGGGCCUGCAGUGGAGGAUGACUGGCAAGACGCAGACCAGCAACGUGACCAACAAGAACGACCCCCGCUCCCUCAACUCCCGGGUCUUCAUCGGCAACCUCAACACAGCCAUUGUGAAGAAGGCCGACAUCGAGGUGAUCUUUGCCAAAUACGGCAAGAUUGUGGGCUGCUCGGUGCACAAGGGCUAUGCGUUCGUCCAGUACAUGAGCGAGAGGAAUGCCCGCGCUGCCGUGGCGGGGGAGAACGCCCGGAUCGUCGCCGGCCAGCCCCUCGAUAUCAACAUGGCCGGGGAGCCCAAACCGUACAGACCGAAAGCUGGGUCCAAGCGACCCUUAUCAGCUGUCUACAGCGGUUACGAGUUUGACUACGAUUACUACAGAGACGACUUCUACAGCCGGCUCUUUGACUAUCACAGCAGAGUGGCCCCCCCCCCAAGGGCCGUGAUCCCUAUCAAGCGCUCGCGGGUGGUGGUCCCAUCCACACGCCGGGGGAAAUCCUCCUUCCCGCUCAAGACCUCGUCGUCCUCCUCCUCUUCCUCCUCCAGACCAACUACGUGCGGCUCCUCCUCUUCCACUGGACCGAAAUUGAAGAGCGACCAGCUGCAGACCAUCAAGCGGGAGCUGACACAGAUCAAAACGAAGAUCGACUCGCUGCUGGGCCGGCUGGAGAAGAUCGAGAAGCAGCAGCGCACUGAGGCCGAGGUGCAGAGGAGGUACGAGGACACGUGCGAGUCUCUGCCAGAGGAGUCCAUAUCAGAGACAGCGGACAACUCGGCGGAGGAGGUGGGGGACGGAGCACUGGACACGGAGGCCGGGGAGAUGACCGACGUGGGCGAGGAUGAUUACGACGAGGACGGCAGCAACGACCCGAUAGAGAACCAUGUAUCGGACAUAGACAACUGAAAAAGGGAGAAGGAGAGUGAACCAAAGCCGGAGGAAGAGGGAAGCAGCGCCAUCUAAGGGAACUGAAAUAGUCCCAAGGAAACGCAUAGACGGCUUUCGGAAAAGACGCUUUCUCGGGAAAAAAAAUGAAAAUGAAUCUUUUGCUUCGUAAGAAAGGUUUCAUGGGCCACGGCGACGUGGGACUGACCAGUGUGCACCCUUAGAAAAUGUUCGUUAGUUUUCUCCGACACUGUCCACAUCACACAUCAAUGUCAUUUAUUUGUAAUUAAAAUCCAUUCAGUCCUACAGAUGUUUUAAAAACCCUUUUAAAUAUCAUAUUUGUUCGAAUAAUGAAAGACUAUAAAGAGGCACUUCAGCACAUAAUGUGUACAUCCGUGUAAGGCAUGCACUCUGCCUAUUGGCGCUUUCUACAAACCAUUUAUAUGAAUGUCAUUGUUUAUUCCGUAUUUUUAAUUGAAGAUGAAGAAUGUCCUACAUCUCCUCCCUUAGCAGUUUGCCAGUUAAUAAGACCCCAUAUUCCUGGCUGGUUUGUUUUCCCCACGUAACCCUGAUAGAUAAAAUCUUAAUAGGUUGCUUCUUCAACAUUGGGGCCCAUUAAUAAAUAAUUGUUUUUGAAAGAGGAGGAGCUAAAGUGAACAAAUACAGAGCGUUGUUCUGAGGAAUUCAGAAAGUGGGUCUUUUUUAUUACCCCUCACGUAUCUGCUGUGGCUGUAAACACCCCCUUCCAGGAGCUGGUGCGACCCAAGCAUGUUUGCUGUAGCGUGUGACACUUUAUGUCAUCCUGACUUGUGCCAGAACUUUCUAAUAGGGGGCAUGAUGCCUCACCCUGUAGUGCCUCCCCCCCCCCCCCUCUUUCUACUGAGGGUUUCACCCCCUCCCCUCCCAGUGGCCACUGGCUUCUCAUUAGGGCUCUCCAGCUCCUCUUUUUAGUAUUUAGUUAAAAGGUAAAUGCCACCGGUUUUCAAGGAGGGCUCUCCACUGGAUAAAAAACAUCAUUUCAGUGCGGUGCCCUCCCGUCAAAAAAGCAUAAUGGCACAGUCCAAAGUGUCUGUUACAUCUGCUUUUCUAUGUUUCAUGAAGAAUAGAAGGUAAAAUGGCAAGUAAAUGGCAGCGAAAGGCAGUCAUGUUCCUCGUAACUACCAAGGGUGGGGAGAC